AUGCUGUUCAAAAGCAGCGUUGUGAUUACGAGCCUGUGUCUGCGGAUUAUUUUCCUCCUCAGCUCCGGUGUCUGCGCGAGGAAGCAGCACGAGGAUACUGAGGAUGAUGAUGGUUCCUGGUCGGAGAGCGUUUCCAGGGCGACGUGUUCGGCGCGGUGUCUCACUCUGCACAGUGUAUCUGUGCUCCCCGCACCGCUGGAGAAUAAUGGCUCGUUGGGCUGGUGUCACAGUCACAAACAGUGUGCAAAGUGCCUGGAGCCCUGCAAAGAAUCCUGGGAGAUGAAGACGAAAAGCAAUUGCAGAGAGCUGUGUGAGCGGGUGUUUCCCAAGAAGCACUGGGAAUGUGCGACCAGCUGUGAGUUCCUUCAGUCGGUGUUGGCGGCGAAGCAGGGUAGCUGUCCACCUCCAGACAGAGCCAGCGGCUUCGCAGCGGCCUGCGUUGAGAGUUGCGAUCAUGACCGAGAAUGCUCCGCUCAAAAGAAAUGCUGCUCCAAUGGCUGCGGCAACACCUGCCAGUCUCCGAAAGACCUCUAUAAGGGUGUUCCCCUGAAGCCCAGGAAGGAGCUGGGCUUUGAAGAACUCUCGUCUGGUCAGCUGGAAGUGCGUUGGUCCUCCCGCUUCAACAUCUCAGCUGAGCCUGUGGUCUACGUACUGCAGAGGAGGUGGAACUUUGGCAUCCAGCCCAGCGAGGACGCUGCCACCUCCUGGCAGGUUGUCGCACAGACUACAGGGCAUGGAGCGAGGCUCUCUGACGUUCGGCCUGGUCGCUGGUAUCAGUUCAGAGUGGCAGCUGUCAACACCCACGGGACCAGAGGUUUCACCACGCCCAGCAGGCACAUCCACUCCAGCAGAGACCCCUCCAAUCCUCCAGCUCCCACUGAGCUGAGAGUGGCCAGUAUGAGCUUCGGCAGCGGCAGGUCGGUGUCGGCCAGGCUCCAGUGGAGCAUGCCUGCUGACCUGGAUGUUCCCGUCCACAGCUACAAGGUCAGCUGGAGCUGGACUGCUGUCGGACAGCCCUCUGCUUUUCUCACCAAGAGGAGGAAGACGGUCAGAGAGACCCAGGUGGAGCUGGACAGCAUGCGGUCUAACAGGAGCUACAGUGUAGAGGUCCAGGCUGUGUCCUAUUGGGGACAAAAUCAACUCAAAGGACCCCGAGCCAUCCUUCACUUCACCACACAGCGCACCACCAGUACUGCUCCAAGAAUACUGGAUGUGGGGACACCAUUUUACCAGGACGAACAGCUCCGGGUUCAUGUAUACUGGCAGAGCAACACGGAUCCCUCAACUGAAUUGUACAGAGUCCAGUGGGGACCGGAGUAUUGUGGACACAACCAGACGAGACCGAUAGAGAAGAGCAGCACACAGGAGAGCUUCAUCAGCCUGGGGGGUUUGCUGUUCUCCUGUAAAUAUAAAGUCCUUCUGCAGCCGGUCGGCAAGAAGAGUCAUCUUCCGUCAGAAAGCACCAGCUUCUUCACUCCUUCCUGCGCCAACAUCCAGGCCAAGAGUCCGAAACCCAUCACCUGUCCUGGGGAAACAGUGUCCCUUCAGAAAGUCCUGGUGAAGGCAGCCAACCUGACGGCAUCCUUUGAGGUCAUGGAAGGCAACGUGACAGCCGUCUUUAGCUGGGAUUUGUCCACAGCCACGCCCCACCAGCACCCGACAGGUUUCCAGGUGACGUGGGCGGAGGUCCUCCCCACCAACCGCCACAACAACAACAAGCUGCCACACAGCCUCAUCUCACAGUCUCAGAUCCUACCCCCGGAUGGCAAUGUUCUAGUGGUGUCGGGCCUGCAGCCUGCCAGUCUGUACAGGCUGGAGGUCCAGGCCUUCACAGAAGAGGGUGAAGGUCCUGCGACCAGCCGAACCUUCCAGACUCCUGGACAGCAAAGCACCCGGAAGCACAGACCCAGGCUGAGGAAGCAUCCCCACAAACAAGCCAAUCUUUGAGAGGCACUGAGCCCAGACAGCCAACCUGCAUGAACCAAGUCCCUGAAAAACUCAGGAGUAUCAAGAUCCAAAGUGCAGCUUCACCAGCGUCAUGAUCAAGAUGAAUUCUCCAUUACAACUAGCAACCGUUUUCAUUUCUCCCUUACAGUGGACUGGGCUGUCAAACCAAACUACAGACAAAAAUAAAGUUAGAAUUACGUAUACUGGCAAUAAACUGGAUUCAAAGUAACAAUACCGAUAUUUUGACAUUCUGCCAAUCAUCUCACUGAUUUACACCAGCAAUAAGAGGUAUCCAGUUACUAUGACAAAAACUAGGAAAUCAAACAAGCUCUUUUUAGGACUAAUGCUAGAGUUCAUUAACUGCACUUGUUUGUGAUAUGUGGGUGUCCAUCAUCAUAGCAUGUUGAUACAGUAGCAAUUGUAUUACCUGUUGGGCUGGGUAUGAUUACAUUACGCUAAUAUGUUAAAGUUUAUUACCAAAACCUACAGAAUGAAAUCACAGAAGCAAAUGCAACAUCAACAAAACCGGAGGGCAGUAUAAAUGAAUAUCGAAAAAUCAAAGAUCAAAAAAUAAGUAACAGGUGUUUUGAAUCUGCCGACACAAUUUGCUCUCUAUUAAAGAAGUAUGUAGGUUUGAUACACUGGCUCUAUUUCCCUGCUGUACCAUUAUGACGCUCUUUUGGAUGGAAUUGCAUGCAAACACUCAAAUGUUUACAGUGUUGUCCGUGUCAUCGAGUGCUACCAUCAAUAUAUUUCUAAAUCUAAAAAAAAAGAUUUCCUGCAACUGAUUCACUGAAGAGAUUUGUUGUUUUGUAAAUGACAUGUAGCUCCCCUGUACUCUGUAAAUGCUGUAUAUACUAUUUGUCUGU
Molecule: messenger RNA, 2816 nt
Organism: Cottoperca gobio
Lineage: Eukaryota; Metazoa; Chordata; Actinopteri; Perciformes; Bovichtidae
Gene: anos1a
Product: anosmin 1a
Exons: 14
Coding region: 1-1947 (648 amino acids)
Biological process (GO): neuron differentiation
Cellular component (GO): cell surface; extracellular region
Molecular function (GO): protein binding; peptidase inhibitor activity
Source: RefSeq, a predicted model, not a curated record